AUGCCGCCAUUAAGAGUCCUCUGCCUCCAUGGGGCAGGGACAAAUACAGAGAUCCUCCAGUUUCAGCUUCGACCUUUGAUUCGUGAGCUUGAAUCGGAUCAUACUGCAACUUUCCAUUUUACCGAAGGGGUUGUUGACUCUGGCCCUGGGCCUAACGUUGAGAAUUUUUUCGAAGGCCCAUACUACUCCUACUACAACUGGCCGCGGUCAUCAGAGGAUGAUGGCACUACUGUGGAAGAAGCAUACGAUCAACUUUUGGAUUUUAUUGAGAUAGAAGGGCCUUUUGACGCAGUGAUCGGCUUUUCGCAUGGCGGUACCCUCGCUUGUGGGUUUCUCGCUCAGUGGUCAACGCGCCACCCAUACGAAGCUCCACCAUUCAAAUGCGCAAUUUUCUUCAACAGCUUACCUCCGUUUGUGGUUAGCGGGAGCGGAAAUUUCAUAUUUGAGAAGCAUCUAAAGGGCAAGAUAACCAUUCCUACACUUCAUGUUGUUGGGAGAAAGGACUUUAUUUACGAGCACUCUCUCAAGCUACAUCAGAUAUGCGGGGACAAAAAAGCAACCUUGAUGCUACAUGACAACGGGCAUGAAAUCCCCAGAGAGCCAAAAUUCGUGGCAAAAAUCGCGGGUGCAAUCAGGAGAUUAAGUCGCGAAAUUAUGUUCCAAUAG
Messenger RNA from Bipolaris maydis ATCC 48331, 666 nucleotides. Its product is annotated as serine hydrolase FSH. Gene Ontology annotation, cellular component: cytoplasm; nucleus. The record is from RefSeq and is a predicted model, not a curated record. NCBI's taxonomy places the organism in Eukaryota, Fungi, Ascomycota, Dothideomycetes, Pleosporales, Pleosporaceae. Gene Ontology annotation, molecular function: hydrolase activity. Gene Ontology annotation, biological process: secondary metabolic process.